Molecule: messenger RNA, 14155 nt
Organism: Pelobates cultripes (western spadefoot toad)
Lineage: Eukaryota; Metazoa; Chordata; Amphibia; Anura; Pelobatidae
Source: the annotation of a GenBank genome assembly
AGCUACGCAGUCUGGUCUAGGCUGGCUAGAGCGAGCGCGGGAGACUGCUGCUCAUGUUUAUUAAUGAGGCGGGCAGCCAAUCGGCCAGGCCGGAAGCGCACGGCUCAUGAAUAAUCCAGCGAGCCGCUGAGCGGGACUGAGAGCUGCAGGAGGAAACGGUCCGACCCUGCGAACAUGGCGACCGCGAUGUACCUGGAGCACUACCUGGACAGUGAGUGUGGGGUCAGCCUGAGGGAGCGGGCGGGCGGGGCGGAUAGCGGCGCCAUUAGCCAGCACCGCUAAAUGGCCUGAAUACGGGGCUGCCGAGCGUGUAAUUAAAACUGCGUCACCAGAUAGCGGGCGCGCUCCUACGGUGCCUCGCCCGAGCGUCAUGACGUAAGGGAUGUACGUAACGCUGCGUGCUCGCUCUCGAUUUAAAAACUUUAUUGUUCGCAGUGUUUGUAACAGUAAACUGGCGCAUUCUAUGUGUAGGGUUGGAGCUGUAGUUAGACAUGGCUACUGAUAUCAUGAAGUCCUGUAAUGUCAUAGAUUGUGACCACUCUAGUUGUGGAGGGGGGAAAGUAUUACAGGGAUGGAGGGGGGAGAGUAUUACAGGGAGGGAGGGGAGAGUAUUACAGGGAGGGAGGGGGAUAAUAUUACAGGGAGGGAGGAGGGAGAGAAUUACAAGGAGGGAGGGAGGGGAGAAUAUUACAGGGAGGGGGAGGUGAGGGUCUCUGGGGGGGUUACACAGCGCGGACACCGGCUGACAGACUGGCUCUAAGCCCUACCCUGAAAAUAAGCCCUAGUGUGGUUUUUGUGACUAAAAUUAAUAUAAGACUCGGUCUUAUUUUCUGAGAAACACGCAGCUUGUUGUGACGUGCUAUUUCCUGUAUGUGAUUAAAGUUCAAUUUAGAGAUUGAGAUACAAUUAUUUAAGGUAAAUUACAUCUGUUUGAAAGUGAAACCAGUUUUUUUUUCAUGCAGGCUCUGUCAAUCAUUGCCAGGGGAGGUGUGGCUAGGGCUGCAUAAACAGAAACAAAGUGAUUUAACUCCUAAAUGACAGUGACAUUGCAGGGGAAUGAUCUAUACACUAAAACUGCUUUAUUUAGCUAAAGUAAUUUAGGUGACUAUAGUGUUCCUUUAAAGGACCACUAUAGUGCCCUGAGGGUGCCCCCACCCUCAGGGACUCCCUCCCGCCCGGCUCUGGAAAGGGGAAAAGGGUUAAACUUACCCUUUUCCAGCGCUGGGCGGAGAGCUCUCCUCCUCCGAUCCUCUUUCUCUCCUCCCCGUCGGCUGAAUGCGCACGCGCGGCAAGAGCUGCGCGCGCAUUCAGCCGGUCACAUAGGAAAGCAUUCAUAAUGCUUUCCUAUGGACGCUGGCGUGCUCUCACUGUGAAAAUCACAGCGAGAAGCACGCAAGCGCCUCUAGUGGCUGUCAAUGAGACAGCCACUAGAGGAUUAGGGGAAGGCUUAACCCAUUAAUAAACAUAGCAGUUUCUCUGAAACUGCUAUGUUUAUGAAAAAAUGGGUUAACCCUAGCUGGACCUGGCACCCAGACCACUUCGUUAAGCUGAAGUGGUCUGGGUGCCUAGAGUGGUCCUUUAAGGGAGAGGUGGCUGGUAGGUGAGUGUUACUUUCAAUAUGUUCUAUAUAUAUCUCUCCCAAGAAGUUUCUUGCCCUUCCCUCUUAUAGUUUACCAUGAAUAGAUUGUAAACUUGGUAGGGCAAAGUCCUCCAUAAUCACUUGUUUCCUGUUAAAAAUGUCUAUAAUUUUUCAGUAUUUCAUAAAUCUGUGGAAUUUCACAGAUUUUUGAGACAAGGUAGAGACUAUUUUUGUCUUAUCGUAAAUCCUAAAGUUGGGAAAAGUCAGAGUUCUGUUGUCUAAUCCCAACAGUGGCCUCAAGUGACAGCUGUGAGGUUCAGGAAUGGUCUCGCUCCCUGUGAUACAUGAUUUACAGAUGCUCUUGUAUGCUCAAACAUAGAUCUGUGUUGUAAUCUUGUGCAUGAUCAAAAGUAGAGCACUGAUCGGCCUACUGGCAAAUAAGGCAGCAGAAGCCUAAGAAGAUGGACUGGCAGGAAGGGACAGCUUGAGGGAGUAACCUACCUUCUACUGGAUCCUAACCAAAGAUGUCAACUUUGGAGAUUUUUGCAAAAUAUGUAAAGACACCCGAAAAUAAUAGAACAGUUUUAAGACUUGUAGUUUGUCUCUUAUUGUGGUAAUAUACCACAGUAAGGGAUAAAAAGAGAUGCAUUGUAAAACCCUAGCUAAUACAUUGCCAUAGGUAAAUGCCAAUAGUAAUAAUAAAGUAAAAUUGGUUAUCAGUAAGCCACCAAAACAUCUACUUUAUAGAAUCUCAGUUCACUAGUCUCUCACUGCCAGCAAAACAUCCUAUAAUGAAGUACAUCCUCUUUGGCCAUUUGAAAUGAUGGUUACUAUGCAUCAGACAUUAACCGUGGGAGCGGUAACUUGGUACUGUCACUUUUCUGUACUCGUUUCAUUGAAAUUUCAUCUUGGGCCUAGAUUUUUAUAUUUUUGGAUACUCUUUUUAAAUGACUUAAUAGGAUAAAUAUAAAACUAAGAGGCUGCACUCACUUGAACGUGUAUACAUUAUACGGUGCUGCUGGGCCAAUUCAUACAACAUACCAUACAGAUCCAGUGCACUCGCACAUUCACCAAACCGCAAUUUCAAAUGUCACAGAAUGUAAUAGUUUUAUUUAAAAAUGAGUUCGAUUACAGUAUAUGAUCAUACAUUGCAUAAGCUUGCUACAACAUCAAUGUACCCUAUUCUUGCCAGGUCCUACUCUAUCAUCCUAUUGCCUAGCUAGUCUCUCUCAUCAGCUGUUCUAAACAGAGGGUGACUGAAACAGAUAUCUUCCCUCCCUGUCCUUGUGUUUUGUUGUUUUUCUUUAUUUGAAUGUUUUAAUGUAAUUAUUUCUAGGUAUAGAAAACUUGCCCUGUGAACUCCAGAGAAACUUCCAACUGAUGAGUGAUCUUGACCAGAGGACAGAGGGUAAGUGUCCUGUACCAUUCAUAGCUCAGUGAUGCUGGUUUUUGUUUUUCAAUUUAAAAUAAAAAAGUUUUCACAACCAUAUUUGGCAAAGCCUUUUUAAGCAUAGUUGACAUUAAUGAUGCUUUUAGAGUUGGAAACAAAGGUCUUGCAUACCAUAAGCACUUAAGGUUCCAGAUGUGUUUUUUUUCGUUUGUGGUUUUUUCAGGAAGUUUGUAGGGUGGUUGUGUGAGCUAGGGGAGGUGUUGCAAAGUCUGCUAAAAUAAUUUAACUCCUAAACAGAUUAUUGGGCAGUGAGACUGUAGGAAUGAGUGCUUAACAGAAAGGUGCGAAGAUUGACUCACUUCACAGCGUAUUUCUAUUCUGUUUCUAAUAGAUAAGAAGAAGGAAAUAGACACAUUGGCCAGUGAGUAUAUUGCAAACGUACGGGACUUCACCCCAGAGCAAAGAGUACAGCAUCUUCAGCGCAUCCAGAAUGCCUACAGCAAAUGCAAAGAGUACAGUGAUGACAAGGUGCAACUGGCUAUGCAGACUUAUGAGAUGGUAAGGGCAGUCUGUUAUCAUAUGUUUGGUUCUUUGAUUUUAAUGCAUGUGUAACGCAAAGCCUCAACUUGCUUGUUUAAAAUGUUAAAGGAGAAGUCCUUAAAAAUAAAAAUAUAAUCUUGUAAAAUACUUAUUGUAUUAUUGUAUUUUGAAAUUUGGUUAUGAAAUCACUUGACCUGCCUUUCUCACUUCACCUUUCUGUCAGAUUAUUGGUUAUCCCAUUCAGUGCAUCCAUUUGUAACUGACCUUUUCAGAAUAAUGUGCUUUCUGGUUUUGAAAAGCAUCAGAUGGUUGCAAAAGUUGUCAAAAAGUAAAUGUGUGUUUGUUUUUUUUUUCUUUCUUCUCUCUCUUCUCUCUCCUUGAGUAACUAUUUUACAUGCCCUUUGACUAAAAGGUGGACAAACACAUACGUCGACUGGAUGCAGACUUGGCACGAUUUGAAGCUGAUUUAAAGGAAAAACUGGAAGGGGCAGAGUUUGACAGUUCCUCAGGACGCACAAUAAAGAGUGAGUCCGUGCUAUAAAGUUAUUGGCAAAUGAACAAAUGCAAUCAUGACAUGCUCCUCUUCUAGCAUUCUUCAUUGUUUCAUAACCGAAGCAUUUGGUGUUAGCAGUGUAGAAAUGCUUUUGCGGCAGUGAAUUAACGUUUAGGAAUGUCUUUUGCUUUUGUUUACCUCAAGUAAAAGCUGCAUUGGGAUAGAUUUCCUUUUAGGUGGAACCGGCUAUCUGGCCUCCACUCAGCAUUGUCAUGAGCUAAUGUAUAGGGAAAGUUAAAAACAACCAAACACAAACUUUUUAUUUUAUUUUUUUGCAACUGUAGCUGUCAGAACUUUAUUAUGUGUUCAAGACCACAGUAUGUUUUUCAUAUGUUGAGGUGUGUGCUUUACAGAUGGAUUUAAAUUUAAUUUAUUCCGAUUAUAAAUAUUUGUCUAUCCCCUCAAUAUUUUUCCUACAUCAGAAAAUCGUGGUCAAAAAGAAAAACGAGGUUCCCGGGGACGCAGGGUUUCUGAAGAAGACACUGUAAAGAAAAAGAAAUUAAAAGGAGGGUAGGGAAUAGCUUUAUUUUAUAUUCUCACUCUGUGGAAAUCCUUUCCAAGCAUUUUUAUAUAUGCGAAUAAUAUAAAUAUAUCUAUCACUAAUAUAUAUUAUAACAUUUUCUCAGUUUGUUGAAUACUGUAGUCAGUUUUGUUUGCAUCAAUUCCAUAAUGUAGCACACAAAUGUAGACCGGUUUUUGCCUGUGCUUAUUUAUAUGUAGCUACUCCUUCCCCCAAAAUAGAUUUAAUUUGUCUUGAUGUUUGGGAGUACCUGAUGUUUAGCUAUAUAGGGACCUACAUACGUUCAUUUUCUUGUAUGGAGCGUUGACAAUGAUUUAUUCGAACUAGAUCUGCCUCUUAGUUGUGUAUAAGACCACCAAUUCAAAUCUCAAACCUCUUCAAGCACUUUGUAAUAGUAUUCUCUGCAUAAAGAGACAAACCAUGGUUUCUAAAAUAUUAUAAUGAAACCCUUUCCAUGUGGCAAUUCUGUCUCUGAUUCCUACUAGAGUUUGUAGUAAUGUUUGUAUUUUUUUUUUUUUUUCUAAAACAAAUGUGUGCUUUUAAAGAAGCGAUUGUCUUAUUUAUAUCAAUCCACUAAUUACAUAAUUGUAUACAUGUACUAUGAUACAUCUUGCAGAAUGUGCAUCUUGUAAAACCUCUAUUCAUUUUCCUUUUUUUUUUUUUCUGUUCAUUGUAGGCCAGUAUUUUCAGAGGCAGUGCUCACUGUGCAUCCUUCAGAUGUCUUGGAUAUGCCAGUAGAUCCCAAUGAGCCCACAUACUGCCUAUGUCACCAGGUGUCUUAUGGAGAAAUGAUUGGCUGUGACAAUCCAGAUGUAAGCAUUUUCUUUAACAUGUGCAUGCUGUACAGACUAGGUAGUGUUCCUUUCCUAUUGAGAAAAAGGUUGUAGUGGCCCUUAAAGAAAUCGAACCUUUUCAGAAUUUGUGGUUACUGGUUAAACAUGUGGUGUGUAAGGCAACUGGACUAUUUCUCCUUAAUAUUGGGGACCCUAUUAUUUCUAAUGCUGUCUGGCUACCGGCAUGGAAUAUAUCUAGCGAUGCUGCUGUGUUCUAUUUAUUUGAACUCUAAAAUUAAUGCAACAUUUGAAAUGGGACAUUGUCGUUUAAUAAACAUAUUGAUUUGUUUGUACUUUGUAAACCCUGUUAUCUGAAACUGCAUAAAUCCUGCAUUUACCUUCUGUUAUCACUUUAAGUCUGUACAGGUGUGUUUGUUUUUUUUAAACAGAUAGUUCUUGCCUUAUUUUAGGUAAAAUAUAUAUAUAUAUAUCUAUCUCUAUCUCUCUCUAUCCAUAAAUUACUAGCUUGUAUGUACAUGGAAAUUCAACUGGACUUUAAAGAUUUUAUUUAUUUUUCUUUACCUGUAAAAUGGACAGCUACCACCACACCUACAAUGAAUACCUGUCAGACCAUCAAGCCUUAUUUUAAUAUUAAGCAUAUUAAGCAUGCUACUUUUUUGCAAAUAUGUGGCAAAGUGAAAAGCUUUAAGCAGCUUUCACUGCCACUCCAUACUCUUUCCAUCAGCCAUUCUGAGUUGUGACUGCUUGGAAAAGACAUUAUCUCAUGCAAUAGAUACCUAUGCCAUGUCAUUGCAACUUUGCAAGAGCAUCAGUUUAGCAUAAGCAUGAACCUGGCUCCUGGAAGGUUAAGCAACUAGGGGAUAAUGGGACAGUGGAGAGCAGUUAAAGUAAUUUUCCCCAGUACACCAAAAUGACACUGGUGGCAGUUUAAUUUAAACUUGGGAACACUGUAGCUACAGUAAGGAAUCUAUUUUUUUUUUUUAUUUUUUUUUAUUUUUUUUACUAGGAUAGAUGUCUCUCUCUCCCUUUGGAGAGGUGUCAAGCCUGUGCCAUAAGCACACUGACAAUGACUCAGGAUAACGCUGCACUGAUUCACUGUGAUGAGUGAAAAUGCGACUAGGAAGUGCACUACAUAUCCCAUAAUUCUUUGUUGGAACCUGUUUCUGGUUAGGGCAGGAUAUGCUAGAUACAGCUUUACAUGAGGUGUUGUGGUCUUGAGUCUGCUCCUACAUUUGUCAUGUUGGGGUUUUAUAGCUAAUGCUAGUAUGCAAAGAUACAGUAUUUGGAAUUUGAGUUUAAAGAAAUAUUUGUCUUUUAGUGUCCAAUAGAGUGGUUCCAUUUUGCUUGUGUGGACCUCACCACCAAACCGAAAGGAAAAUGGUAAGGCUUUUUUUAUUUUUUAUUUUUUUUAAUAUACAUGUAAUUUACUACAUUUUAGUUAUCAAUUUCAUUUAAGUCUGUGCACUAUAUUUAAAAUUUUAAGCAGGAAACACAGGCUAAAAUUUGUAAAUUGAUUGCAUUCUAGCAUUACGUUAAGUGGAAUAUGAUAUAAAAGUCAGUUUUUUAUAAGUGUCUAAAAUAAGAAGUUAAGGUGAAAGGAGACUGACAAGUCGUCCAAAUAAGGCUGAGGGAAGAUGUAUUUUACUGAAACUCAUGAACCGGACAUGCCAUAUACCACCCAUAAUACUUGAUAUGACCAUACAAAUGACAGUAGUGUUCACUCUGGACACCAACACCCCGGUAAAAUCUGAAAACCGUGAUAUAUCUCUAUCUCUUUCCCGCCCCCUCUCUCCCCCCUCUAGAGAGAUAUCUAUAUCUUUCUCGCCCCCUCUUUCUCUCUCCCCCCUCUCCCCCUUCUUUCUUUACCCUCUCCCCCCUCUUUCUCUUUCUCCUCCUCUUUCUCUUUCUCCCCCUCUCCCUCUUUCUCUUUCUCCCCCUCUCCCCCCCCUCGGCUACUUACUACAUUCAACCGGAUUCAGUCCUCAGUCCACCCUCCUGUACUGGGUCCAGAUCCCUUCGAGUGGGGAAAUUGAAAGAGAAUCCAGAAGUAGAUGGCACCAAACUGGAGAGCUCUACCUUGAGGUAGUCUAGUGAGACGAAACCGGUCGGCAUUGAGAGACUACAUACUCCUAUUUUCUCCAGUUUGGUGCCAUCUACUUCUGGAUUCAGUUUCUAUUCCCCCACUCGAAGGGAUCCGGACCUGACAUGUUCAUAGUUAUUCUGGAACACUUGAUGGAAAAUUGAUAGGUAUUGUUUUUGUAUUAUACCUAGAUUUCUAUUUGCACUUUUAUCUAUAUACACCACACCAUUUUUGCUUUGUAUUGAUAUUACCAUAGAAGGGAUUAAACAGUCAGAUGUGAAUUCUAACCCUAGUUUCUUGCACAAGUUUACAUAGUCUUACAGGUCAUUGGGAUCUCUCCCGUAUAGAGGCCUAGGUUGCAUUGUAACUUGUGGUGUUUAUGAGAGAUGGCCUUGUCUUGGCCUCUAUGCUGUCUGAAGAACCCACAUUUUACUUUAAGGGCUAAAAUUAUCCUCUCUUUUACAGGUUCUGCCCUCGUUGUACCCAGGAGCGAAAGAAAUGAUCACAACUCACAUCGAACUGUGAUAUCAACUUUGUCUUUACUACUUUAAUGUUCAGCUUUUCUCUUUGUAUCAUCCCUGUCAUUUGUCAUUCUUCUGGAUAGUUUCAUAUUGAAGCACAGAGGCAGACAGGUUUGCACGGCCAAACUGUGCUGAGUAGAACAUCUCUUCCAUUGGAGGCUUUGUUGCACUUUGAGAAUGGUACCUCUGUAUUUUAAAAAAAAAAAAUUCUUUAAAUUGUUCCAUCCAAAGUUUAUACGUCUACCAAAGUUAGAGUAUACUCUAUCAUAAAACCUAAGAGGAAGAAGCAUUAACAGAUCUCCUACUUAAAGGUGCAAUCCUACCAAUGUCCCAUAUAAACAAAGACCGUAACUGCAUAAUUACAAUUCUGCUACUGUACCCUUUUAAAUAUAAAUCAGACAAAACCAAUGACCGUUCCACAACUAAAAAUUUGGGAGCUUAACAUAACUGUACUUCUAUCCCUAAAUGUUCUAUUUCAUGAGAAUGAACCACUCUCGCACCCCUACCAUUGCAGUAUUGAUAUGUAGGGGAUCUAAUUCAUUACCUAAGUCUCAUUAACCUCGCUGCUACCAGAGCAAGGGUUUAAGCUGAGUUGGGUGCCAUCCCAUGCCCAGGGCUUGUAUUGCUAUGAUCCUUGUGCCUGGAAAAUUAUUGUUCAAGAGUGUAGACCUUGCUGCUUCAAGAGGUCUUGGUUCUGAACCCUACAUAGUGCUACUGUUUAACAAUGCAAAUUUUAAUAUCAGAUCCCCUAAAGUUUAAUGAUCUUGGGUGUGUUUACUUUGUCAAACGUCUAUAAUUUUCUCGGUUUAGCCCUCACACUCCCCAUGACACCCUGUUUACAGCCUGUGAAGGGGUUUUUCAUCAAGCUCCAUUAAUAUAAGCAUGAACUCCGUCAAAGAAGCUUUGAGUGCUUUAGAAUUAAUCUUUGGUAAAUAGAUAGAUAUAUGAAAAUGGCGCUAACAACAAAGGCAAGUGCCAUGGAAACCAAUAGAAUAUGGGGCAUUGACCUAAAGUUUUUCCUGCAAUGCCUUUUGCACCCUUCCCUAUGUGAAGUGUGAAAAGACUGUAGGCAAUAAAAAAAAUAAACGCACAAUUUUAUUUUAGUUUGUGUAAUUUACAUUCCUUUAAACAUCAUUGACUUUAAUUUGUCUGAUUUUAUAUUUAUAGAAGUUCUGUAGCAAACACUGAUUGCUGACAGUUUAUUUUGGAUUUAGGAAAAGAUUGCCCCCCUUUUUUUUUUUUUUAUUGCUUUAAAAUGCUGCAGAGUGUGCCAGUCUCAGUUUUUAUUUUCUAGAUGUAAAUAUAAAAAGUUAUAAAAGAGAAAUAUAUAACUAUCUAUAUGGAGAUCACAAUUUAUAUGUAUAAAUAUUCUUUUGCAGACCAAUCCUUUAAUGGCCAGAAAGCAGUGUCAGAUGCAAUAUGGAUGGUUUUUGUGUAUAAAUAUAGAUUUUUAUUUUUAUUUUCUCCCCCCGGAUAUGUUGCUUAAUUAUAAGUUUCAACUGCUCUACUAUUCAGUCUUUCAUUAUUUGAAACACAUGCAUGACUAACUUAAAUUGUUUGAAGGUGGCUUUGGUGUAGGUCAGUCUAACUUUGAUUUAAACUUGAGUGUGAGAUGUGUCAUUAUUUUGACAUUUUAUGAGUUUUCUUUAGCUCCACGUUGGAAUGUUAGCACUGUGUAUUUCAAAACAUGUGUCUUGGUUGUUAAGAGAACUUUUUUAAUUGUCUGCAGUGACCAGCUUUGUAAUAAUGCAUGGUUGUACAUUUCCAGACUUCAAGAGUAUUUAAUUACUUAAGCUUCCUUGCAUAAAUCUGAUCAAUUUGUGAAAGAACACCAAAAAUGCAUUUAGUAUGGGGAUCAAAUGCAACUUAUAUUAAGAUGCACAUUUUAUACUGCACCAGGGAUCCUCCAUAUUUCUAAAGUAUACAGGCUUUCUUUUAUAUGCAUUUGAUAUAAAUUUCAUCUAAAAGUGUUGCCUGAUCAGCUGAAGGUGGCAGCAGCAAAGUGACAGCUAUUUCAAAGAAGGCUGCAUUCUGUCAGUUUCAUUUGUUUUAAGAAUUACACCAGGUAUCUUAACCACUACAGUGCACAAACAUGGUUAAUGUACAAGGAAAGACCUUGUGCCCUCCCAUCUCAAGUACUUAAACUGUUUCCAUAUGAUUUGACAGCUAACCUGGGGUCUGCUGAAGGCUCCAGUGUUUGUAUGUUUGCGGCAGUGACAAACAUUGCUUGUGUAUUAUAUUUUUAGAGCAAAAUCUUCACGCAAAACUGUCUAAAUGGAACAAAGAAAACUAGUGUUUUUUUUUUUUUUUUUUUUAAAUUGAGCAAUGUUGAAUGUAAACUUACUUCCAUACACAGUCUGAUAUACAUACCUAUACUUAUUUUGGAAGCUGCUAGUUCAUUCUAAAUUUUAUUCCGUUAAUUUACUAAAGAGCACCUAUUCAAUACCCAAUCCGUUAGCGGAUAUAUGGCUAACGUUAUAUUGGUCUAGGUUUGGCAGGUCUGAGAGGGGAUGAAUAGAUUCUUAAAGGGUCAUGUAUCUACUGGGGGGAACCAACCAGAAAAAUGGGCUGUCUGCAGAACUAUAAGCGCUUUUGCAUGAGCCCAAUUACCCUGUAUGCCACUGCUAGUGCAGCAUGAGUGAGUUUAAACAUGCAUAUUGCAACCGUCCUAAGAACGCAUUCUGACAGCCACUUUAUCUGAAGAUCAAGAGAGAGCGCUUUGGUAUGUCAUGUGACUGUAAAAGUCUGUCAUUGCCUUCAGCUAUACCCACCUGGCAGGGUGUAUUUUUGUGAUUUCUAAUGUAAUUUGCAACAGAAGCUCUCCUGUUCAUGUAUUUUGUGAGUGAAUAUUUUGUAGCUGCUUCAAAAAUGAGUCAUAAGUUGGGAAGUAAGCAUUUCUGAUAACCGCCAACACUCUGGAAAGAUAAAACAGUCCCUGUGUAAUAAUUUUUGUAUCUAUCAAACUUUUGAACACUUUGAAGAAUGAACAUUAAAAGUAUAAGGCGUUGUCCAUAGGUAAUUUUUAAUGAGACAAAUAUCGAAGACCCAUCUUUUAUAAGGCUGGAUUUGAGUUGCUCUAAACCUUUUAUCAUGGAAACUUAGAAAACCCUGAAAUCUUGGAUAUUUGUGAAGAUUUUGAAUCCAUCCCAUUAUAAUGGCUACGUUUUAUUUUCUCCCUUUUUAUUCUAUAUUGCAGUGCUAUUGAUAAUCAAAUACAGAUGCUGUUUGACUUGCAGACCUGUUGAAACACAUUGCUAUAAAUCUAUACUAAGAAAAUUACAUGACAGUAUAUUUGAAUUUACAAGUCUAAAAGACCAUCAUUAUGCUUUCUUUAAAUUAAAGGGAAUUAAUCAUAAAGUGAAUUUUUUAAUUUCCUACCUUUUAUAUUGUAUAGUGAAUGGGUUUUAUGGGUUUUCUUUAUAUUUUACUUGCCUAGAUCCAAUGCUGGCAUCAAGUCAUUUAAGAUGUUAAGUUGUUAAACAUGCAGUAUCUAGAUUCUGGUAACAUUUUCUUAUUGGAUGUUUUCACUUAAGGUGAGACAAUCACUUAGGGUCAUCAGAAGACCACCUGUUGGUGAACUGUUGCAUUGUAAGCUGGAGGCACGUUUAUUGGUGUUUUGAUCUUAGGAAAUGCAGGAGGGAUCUUAUUUGACGAAGUCAUGCAUUAUAUAUUCUCUAUGCUGGUUUCGGUAGAGAAUCCACUACCGAACUAAAAUUCUAUACAUCGCACCUGACUGGACAACCGUAGGCUUCUUAUUCUUAAAUAGCGCUCUGGAAUUGUAGUUUUUCUUUUGUGUGCUGCUAAAGAUUUUUGCCAACUCCAGGUGCCCAUCCAGUGAUUUAGUUAUAAUACACAACUAAUUUUCAAUGAAUGACCAGGUUUCUUAAGAUCUAAAAUGUCAUUGUAUGCAUUGUUAGUCAGAUCACUAGUGUGUGUGUGUGUGUAUAUAUAUAUAUAUAUAUAUAUAUAUAUAUAUAUAUACACACACACUAAGUAACUUGGCUUUGUGUGUCAAGUUAAUGGUGGUUGGAUUAAGCUAGUGACGUGUUGUGCCUUGUAGUUUGGUUGUAUGCAGACUAAAACCAUUAUAAAUAUAAGUUGCACCAAAAAUAUAUAUAUAAUUAUAUAUACAUCUUAAACUGUUGAGUAUUGAAAUUGUUUUCAAAAUGUAAAAGUAGUUUAUUUCUAAUAUAAAGGAACAGUCUAGGCACACAAUGCACAUCUAAAGGAAUAGUUUAAUGAUUAUUUAAUAUAUAUUAUAUACACUCCAACUUCUGGAUCCAUACAGCUAAGCAUUGGGGGUUAUUUGCAUUUUUGCCCCUCUCAUACAGGCAACUCCUGCAGAGGUGAAAGGGAGUUAUCUUUACCUGACAUGCACCUAACAUCUCAAAUUCUGUGGCAUGUGAAGCCACUUGUUGCCUACAGGACUGUGUGUUCAUGUGCAAGGGCAAAAAAUGGGUUUAUGAAAGAUUAUCACAUGGCUUUUGGCCACAGUCUUUUCCCACUGACACCCCUUCAGUAAGCUAAUGUUUAGGUGGAACACAGGAGAGGCAGCAGACUGGCACCUGGUGACAUCUUCAGUAUUAAACCAAUAGAAAUGGUGUAGUACAUGAAUGUAAGAUUGUUUUCGGGGACUCUGCACCAUAAUCACUUUGAGAUUAAGUAGUUAUGGUGCCUGGAGUAUUCCUUUUUUAAUAGGGAAAAAACAAACACUCAAAUGACAAAGUUGCAGUGAGAGAUUUUUGGGUAUACCCAAAAGCCAUUACCUGACACUAUUCUUCACCAUUAUUAUGAGGCCUUCACGUCUGCCUUAUCUACGAAUACCAAGACAACAUCUUGAAGGCACACAACUCCAUAUUGGAAUGUUGCCUUCAUUCGUCGUGAAACCAACAUAACAGCAACUAUGUUUUCUUUUGAGUUUUCUUAAUUAUGUAGAUUUAAAACUCUGCUAGAACCAAGACAUAAGGGAUAUAUAUGGUAAUUCAAAAUGCAUGUGAUGGCUUUCCAGUUUCUCUGUCUGAAUCUGCAAUGUUCAGUUAGGUUGGGGUGCCAAGCUCAUCAGACUUUCCUAGCCAUAACCUUUUUGUUGCUUCUGGGCAGUGCAACAAAAGCGGUGUUUUGCGGUAUGAAGUCAGUGGACAACAUGAUGGAGCUGUCAACUCUAUCGGGAGGGAGUAAAUUUACCAGCCUUCAUGUUCAAUCCUAUUUUAUCCUUUUGUAAAGUGCACCAAUGUUACCCCAUUGGGUUUAUGGUAUCUAGAAUUCUUCACCAAAAGCACCCUAACAUUCAGGCCUCUGCCUUGAUGCUGCACUUUCAUGAGUUACUGCUGAUCUUUAGAUCUAGAACUUUGAGGCAUAAGAGAAAAUAUAAUCACAUUUUACAUCGUUAAGAGCAGCAAUAUGUGAUUACAUGAAUGUACUAAAAUUUUGUUAUAUGUUUACAAAAAAAUAAAAUAGUUUUGCACUGUUUUACAGACACAAGUGACAUGCACACAGAAUUUUACGUGACGAAACUGAUACUUAAUUCUCUUUGGGUUAUAUGUCAAGACUAGCGGAGUUAUAAUAAAAGGGUUUAAAUAGUUUAGUUUAACCUCUCCUAUAUGAUGUCGUAAUGAAAAGCAAUAUGUAAUUGCACUAGCCAAGAAGAAUGUUAUCUUAUGUUGAUAAAGGAAGUAUUUGUAAAGUCUGCUUGCAGACUGUAUGUUUGACAUAUGUGUGUGUGUGUAUAUAUAUAUGACAAUUUGCUAUGAAUGUGACUGCCAUAUAAUGCAUAACAGAAUCCCUUUUGAAAGAGCGCCUUUAAUCUAACAUGGUAAGAUUCUCAAUUUGUGUUCCCUUGGUUAUCCUAUACGUUGCACAGAAAACAAAUUGCUAAGUAUAUAUUUUUCAUAUCUAACCACACGUCUCUGCUUUGAAAAGCUGUUAAAUGCUGUGUUACAAAAUGUUUAUUGGAAGCAUAAUGCUGGAAUGAAAUGUCUGUAUUUUUGGAUAGUGUUAGAUUCAUAUUUUGUCAUCAAUAAAAUAUUUUUGUGCCGUCUUAAUUGUAAUAUGGAAAGACCUUACAUGUAGAAGGAAUAUAUUAAUAUAUAUAUACACACACUGUUCACAUCUGUUAUGCUUGUUGAACUGUUUUCUCGAUUUUUGUGAAAUAUUCCAUACAUAAAAGUUUUUAACUGAC